CGCGGCUCCGCGGGGAGCAGCCCCCGGGCGCGCCGAGCCCUCCUGUCCCCUUCCGCUACACGCGUGACCCGGCCUCGCAGCCCGCGAGGGGACUGGCCCGGGCCACGCGGCUCUCGAGUUCCCGCACAGUUCCAGAUGGUCAGCGCUCCCUGGGCCCUGGAAUCCCGCUCUGCGUUCCUGCCCGAAGUGGCCCCAGGUCUCCGAGAGUCCCGGUCGGUGGCCCGUGCCAGAGCGCUCCCUCUGCUCUGCGGCCGGCUUCUCCGGAGCCAGUAGAAGCAGAUACCAGCCAGGAUGCCGAGGACCCAGGGCUUCUCCGAGCCCGAGUACUCGGCAGAGUACUCCGCCGAGUACUCUGUCAGCUUGCCUUCGGACCCUGACCGCGGGGUGGGCCGGACCCAUGAAAUCUCUGUCCGGAACUCGGGGUCGUGCCUCUGCUUGCCUCGCUUCAUGCGGCUGACCUUCGUACCAGAGUCCUUGGAGAACCUGUACCAGACCUACUUCAAGAGGCAGCGCCAUGAGACCCUGCUGGUGCUGGUGGUCUUCGCGGCCCUCUUCGACUGCUAUGUGGUGGUCAUGUGCGCCGUGGUCUUCUCUGGCGACAAGCUGGCCCCCCUCGCUGUGGCCGGGGUCGGGCUGGUGUUGGACAUCAGCCUCUUUGUGCUCUGCAAAAAGGGGCUGCUCCCCAACCGGGUCACUCGGAGAGUGGUCCCAUACCUGCUGUGGCUGCUGAUAUCAGCCCAGGUCUUCUCAUACCUGGGCCUGAACUUCUCCCGUGCCCACGCAGCCAGCGACACGGUGGGCUGGCAGGCCUUCUUCAUCUUCUCCUUCUUCAUCACGCUGCCGCUCAGCCUCAGCCCCAUUGUCAUCAUCUCCGUGGUCUCCUGCGUCGUGCACACACUCGUCUUGGGGGUCACCGUGGCCCAGCAGCAGCAGGAUGGGCUGAAGGGAGUGCAGUUGCUGAGGGAGAUUCUGGCCAACGUGUUCCUCUACCUGUGCGCCAUCGUCGUGGGCAUCAUGUCCUACUACAUGGCAGACCGCAAGCACCGCAAGGCCUUCCUGGAGGCCCGCCAGUCUCUGGAGGUGAAGAUGAACCUGGAGGAGCAGAGUCAGCAGCAGGAGAACCUUAUGCUCUCCAUCCUGCCCAAGCACGUGGCUGACGAGAUGCUGAAGGACAUGAAGAAGGACGAGAGCCAGAAGGACCAGCAGCAGUUCAACACCAUGUACAUGUACCGCCACGAGAACGUCAGCAUCCUCUUUGCUGAUAUCGUGGGCUUCACCCAGCUGUCCUCAGCCUGCAGCGCCCAGGAGCUUGUGAAGCUGCUCAAUGAGCUCUUUGCCCGCUUUGACAAGCUGGCGGCUAAAUACCACCAGCUGCGGAUUAAGAUCCUGGGCGACUGUUACUACUGCAUCUGUGGGCUGCCUGACUACCGCGAGGACCACGCCGUCUGCUCCAUCCUCAUGGGGCUCGCCAUGGUGGAGGCCAUCUCGUAUGUGCGGGAAAAGACGAAGACUGGGGUGGACAUGCGAGUGGGGGUGCACACGGGCACCGUGCUGGGGGGUGUCCUCGGCCAGAAACGCUGGCAGUACGAUGUGUGGUCCACCGACGUCACCGUGGCCAACAAGAUGGAGGCUGGCGGCAUCCCGGGGCGCGUGCACAUCUCCCAGAGCACCAUGGACUGCCUGAAAGGAGAGUUCGACGUGGAGCCGGGUGAGGGGGGCAGUCGCUGUGAUUACCUGGAAGAGAAGGGCAUCGAGACCUACCUCAUCAUCGCUUCCAAGCCAGAGGUGAAGAAGACAGCUGCCCAAAACGGCCUCAAUGGCUCGGCCCUGCUGAACGGAGCGCUGCCUUCCUCAAAGCCCAGCUCCCCUGCCCUCAUUGAGACCAAGGAGUCCAACGGGAGCAUUCACACCAGUGGCUCUAUAUCUGAGGAGCUGGAGGAGCAAGAUGCCCAGGCCGACAACCCCUCGUUCCCCAACCCUCGCCGGAGGCUGCGCCUUCAGGACCUGGCUGAUCGCGUGGUGGACGCCUCUGAGGACGAGCAUGAGCUCAACCAGCUACUCAACGAGGCGCUACUGGAGCGGGAGUCUGCCCAGGUAGUGAAGAAGAGAAACACCUUCCUCCUGUCCAUGCGGUUCAUGGACCCCGAGAUGGAAACCCGCUACUCGGUGGAGAAGGAGAAGCAGAGCGGGGCUGCCUUCAGCUGCUCCUGCGUCGUCCUGCUCUGCACGGCCGCGGUGGAGAUCCUCAUUGACCCCUGGCUUAUGACGAACUAUGUGACCUUUGUGGUUGGGGAGGCUCUGCUCCUGAUCCUGACGAUCUGCUCGCUGGCUGCCAUCUUUCCGCGGGCCUUUCCUAAGAAGCUCGUGGCCUUCUCUACUUGGAUCGAUCGGACACGCUGGGCCAGGAACACCUGGGCCAUGCUGGCCAUCUUCAUUCUGGUCAUGGCAAACGUGGUGGACAUGCUGCCACGGCCCAGCCUUUUCUUAACAGUGUCUGCUGUCCCCUUGCAUCCCAUGCUCUCCCCAUCCACUCAUGGUCCUGGCCUCCAGCUCAGUUGUCUCCAGUACUACACAGGACCCACCAAUGGCACCGCAGAGAUGCAGGUGGAAGAUGGCUGCGUGGAGAACCCCAAGUAUUACAGCUACGUGGCCGUGCUGUCCCUCAUCGCCACCAUCAUGCUGGUGCAGGUCAGCCACAUGGUCAAGCUCACACUCAUGCUGCUCAUUGCGGGUGCCGUGGCUGUCAUCAACAUCUACGCCUGGUGCCCCAUCUUUGAUGACUACGACCGCAAACGCUUCCAGCAACACGACUUUCCGAUGGUGGCCUUAGAGAAGAUGCAGGUGUUUUCCAGCUCGGGGCUCAAUGGCACUGACAGGCUGCCCCUGGUGCCGUCUAAGUACUCGAUGACAGUGAUGAUCUUCGUCAUGAUGCUGAGCUUUUACUACUUCUCCCGCCAUGUGGAAAAGCUGGCACGGACACUGUUCUUGUGGAAGAUUGAGGUCCACGACCAGAAGGAACGUGUCUAUGAGAUGCGACGCUGGAAUGAAGCCUUGGUCACCAACAUGCUGCCUGAGCACGUGGCACGCCAUUUCCUGGGGUCCAAGAAGAGAGAUGAGGAACUGUACAGCCAGUCUUAUGAUGAGAUUGGAGUUAUGUUUGCCUCCCUGCCCAAUUUUGCUGACUUCUACACAGAGGAGAGCAUCAAUAAUGGCGGCAUUGAAUGUCUGCGCUUCCUCAAUGAGAUCAUCUCAGAUUUUGACUCUCUUCUGGACAAUCCCAAGUUCCGGGUCAUCACCAAGAUCAAGACCAUUGGUAGCACCUACAUGGCAGCUUCAGGAGUCACCCCAGAUGUCAACACCAAUGGCUUUACCAGCUCCAACAAGGAGGAGAAGUCAGACAAGGAGCGCUGGCAGCACCUGGCAGAUCUGGCCGAUUUUGCGCUGGCCAUGAAGGACACGCUCACCAACAUCAACAACCAGUCCUUCAACAACUUCAUGCUGCGCAUUGGAAUGAACAAAGGAGGGGUCCUGGCUGGGGUCAUUGGAGCCCGGAAGCCACACUACGACAUCUGGGGCAACACAGUCAAUGUGGCCAGCAGGAUGGAGUCCACAGGGGUCAUGGGCAACAUCCAGGUGGUAGAAGAAACCCAAGUCAUCCUUCGAGAGUACGGCUUCCGCUUCGUGAGGAGAGGGCCCAUCUUUGUGAAAGGGAAGGGGGAACUGCUAACCUUCUUCUUGAAGGGCCGAGACAAGCUGGCCACCUUCCCCAAUGGCGCCUCAAUCACACUGCCUCACCAGGUAGUAGACAACUCCUGA
This is a messenger RNA of Dama dama (fallow deer), 3816 nucleotides long. RefSeq names its product adenylate cyclase 3 (gene ADCY3). NCBI's taxonomy places the organism in Eukaryota, Metazoa, Chordata, Mammalia, Artiodactyla, Cervidae. The record is from RefSeq and is a predicted model, not a curated record. The transcript has 22 exons. Bases 292 to 3816 code for a protein of 1174 amino acids. Gene Ontology annotation, cellular component: plasma membrane. Gene Ontology annotation, biological process: cAMP biosynthetic process; adenylate cyclase-activating G protein-coupled receptor signaling pathway; intracellular signal transduction. Gene Ontology annotation, molecular function: adenylate cyclase activity.